Molecule: messenger RNA, 297 nt
Organism: Ruditapes philippinarum (Manila clam)
Lineage: Eukaryota; Metazoa; Mollusca; Bivalvia; Venerida; Veneridae
Source: RefSeq, a predicted model, not a curated record
CAUGUUUAUAAAUUUUAGAGUUUUAUUUUUUUUUCAGAUUAAAACAUUUCAAAUAUGUUUGUUAGAUUAACACAUCAGGUGCUGAAGGGGAUAAGCUACAGUCAAAGUAUAGUGACUAGAAGAUUUUUAUGCAGUUCAGACAAAGACCUGUCUCUCAAAAAUACAAAACAUGCAGAUAAAAAAUUACAAUACGAAAUAGAAGCGGAGGAGGUUAUGUCUAAUCUAAGUGAAGAAGGUAGGCAAAAGAAAAAAAGACUGGAAGUACAACUAGAAAUUAUGCGGCAGAGGAAUGAAAAG